Acanthosepion pharaonis is the source of this 582-nucleotide messenger RNA. The record is from the annotation of a GenBank genome assembly. NCBI's taxonomy places the organism in Eukaryota, Metazoa, Mollusca, Cephalopoda, Sepiida, Sepiidae.
AUGACUAUUCUUCCUUUCACUGAAGACGGACAGGCUCGCUUUCUCUCUCUCUUCCUACUGCAUCCAACCCCCCUGCUGAAUUUCUUUAAUCUAUCAAUAUCUCUCUUCUGUCUUUCCUCCCACUUCCUCUAUACUCUCUAUAAUCCCUGUCUCAAUAUCAAUCUUUCUCCUCCCACUCUUUCUCUAUCCUUGUAUUUUUCUCUCUAUAUCCCAAUCUUUCUUUCCGUCUCUCCUCCACCUUCCUAUAAUUUCAAUCUUUCUCUCUUAUUUAGCACUAUCCCCCAUACACCUCUGUGUAUUUUUUUUCUUUUCUACAACCCUGUUACUUCUCUCCUCUUUCUACUCCCACCAACAACUUCCGCCUUUAAAAACUACUGUCUUUCUUCCCCCACCUUUUCUUAUGCCUGUGGUUUGUUCUCCCGAUACGCUAAUCUCACUGUAUCACUAUGUCUUUCGCCGCUCUCUUCUCUUCAUACUACAACCUUUUCUCCUGUCUAUAUCCAUGCCUCUCUUUCCGUCACUCCCUUCUUCCGCCAUCUUUGUAUCUCUCUUCCCUAUAUUCCUAUUUUUCGUGCGUGCUGA